AUGGCAUCACAAUCAUCUUCUGUGCAUCAUGGUGAUGGCUGUUGUGGAUACGGAACGUUAUGUAAAUGGGGAAAAGUUAAAAAACCAAAUGAUAUACGAUUAGAUUAUUUAAAAGUCAAUUCGGAUGUUCCGACACCUCAUUACAUGUUUUGGCCUGGAAACAAUCCGAUUGGAUGUUCUGGAAAAAUUAUCAAUGGACGUGAUCGAAUCAAUUAUGCAGUGUCAUGGAUAUUAAUUGUAGUACCUGCUUUGGCUUUCUUUGGAUUUGUUUGCACAGACUACUUUCGAUUUAUUAGUAUUUUCGCAGGAAUACCAAUCACACUCAUUGGACUUGUGUUGUUCUCUCUCAUUAUCUAUACAUUAAUUAUGGUCGGUUCUAUCGAUCCUGGAUAUUUACCAAAAUCUAGUGCAAUAUAUCAACAAAAAUUCAAGAAUGACAAGAAACUAUUGAAACGUUUGCAAAAGAAAUUUGGACAUGCAUCAGAGAAUGAUAAAACAGAGCAUGUUUCUCCUGUCACAAGUCAUCCUUAUGAAAUUGAUGACAAUGAUGACACUGAUAAAGAUGUUGACAGCGACGACCAUGAUCAUCAUGAUGACAUGGAAGCACAUCAUGACGACCCACUUGGUGGAACAAGUCACGCAGCAAAACAUAAGGAAACUACUUCCCAUGACUUUUCAGGAGUUCCAUUAUUUAAAAUAUUUCAAUAUAAUGGAUGUCAAAUUAAGCUGAAAUUUUGUAAAACUUGUGGAAUUUAUCGAUUACCAAGAACGAGUCAUUGUCGAAGAUGUAAUAGCUGUGUUGAACGAUUCGAUCAUCAUUGUCCAUGGACUGGAACAUGUAUUGGAAAAAGAAAUUACAAAUACUUUUAUUGGUUUUUAAUUACUCUAACUUCAGGAAUUAUUUAUGCAGGUCUUUGUAGCUUGAUUGAAAUUAUAGUCUUUGUAUAUUUGGCAACCACAAAUAAUCCAAAUAAUCCCUCUGGUUACCAUAACGAUACAGUGCAAACAGCAAUCUUACAUAGCUUGAUGUCAUCACCAGUGUCAUUUAUUAUCACAUUAUUUUCAGCAGUCAUGUGUCUCUCCACAGGCUCACUCGCAGUCUUUCAUAGCUUUCUUGUGGUUUCAAAUUUAACUACUUAUGAAAAUAUCAAUAGAACGUAUUACAAAUCUGGAAAUCCGUUCAGUAAGGGAUUUUUUGGCAAUAUUAAGGAAGUUCUCUUUUACAAGAUGCCUCCCAGUCUAAUUUCCUUACAAAAGAAAUAUUCUCGAAUUGAAAUUGAAUCCAUGCUUCCAAAUGAGCUGAUCGGAGACCCUUCUCGAGAAUUUAUUGAAUUACAAACACCUAUGACUAUCGAUCUCGAACAAAACGCUCAACCAGAAGUGUCUACGAGUAUUAUUACAUUUCCUGGAGAGGUCAAUGAUACCACUUCUCUUGGUGGAAAUUAUCCAUUCUAUUACUCUUCAAACAAUCACAACAGAGAGAUUAAUAAAUGA
Messenger RNA from Naegleria lovaniensis, 1494 nucleotides. RefSeq lists its product as uncharacterized. Gene Ontology annotation, molecular function: protein-cysteine S-palmitoyltransferase activity. Gene Ontology annotation, cellular component: Golgi apparatus; endoplasmic reticulum. NCBI's taxonomy places the organism in Eukaryota, Heterolobosea, Eutetramitea, Acrasida, Naegleriidae. Gene Ontology annotation, biological process: peptidyl-L-cysteine S-palmitoylation; protein targeting to membrane. The transcript has 6 exons. Bases 1 to 1494 code for a protein of 497 amino acids. The record is from RefSeq and is a predicted model, not a curated record.